CUUGCUGGUUCAAUCCGUGAAUAUCGUGAAAAAGCAAUAUCACGAUGUUGUUAUAAAAAGCACUUUGGUCGGCAUUUUAUCUAUAAAUUUAUCAUCGAAACCCGUAUUUGGCGUGUCCAAGUCACUCUUGCUACCGCAAAGGCACCGCAUGAUAGCAUCAUAACUCGAGCUCGCAAGUGGAGAGAGAGAGAAAAAACCGUAAAGUAUGAAAGAUUCGCACAAAUUCUGGUCGACGCAGCCCGUGCCGCAGCUCGACGAGAAGCCGGAGACGAACGAAGCGAUCGAGCCGGACAAGGCGGUGUCGGAAAUUCGUGCCGAACCGUAUUCCCUGCCCGAAGGUUUCGCCUGGGAAACGCUCGACUUGAACGAGCCGCUUGUGCUGAAGGAAUUGUACACGUUGCUGAACGAGAAUUACGUGGAGGACGACGACGCGAUGUUUCGUUUCGAUUAUCAGCCGGAAUUUCUCAAGUGGGCGCUUCAACCGCCGGGUUGGUUGAAGGAAUGGCAUUGCGGCGUUCGCGUGGUGAAAUCGGGACGUCUUGUUGGUUUCAUUUCUGCCAUUCCGGGAACAUUGGCUGUCAUCGAUAAAACGAUAAAAAUGGUCGAAAUCAACUUUUUGUGCGUUCACAAGAAAAUUCGGUCGAAACGUUUGGCGCCCGUGCUCAUCAGAGAGAUUACGCGUCGUGUUAAUGUCACGGGGAUCUUUCAAGCGGUGUACACGGCAGGCGUGGUGUUGCCCAAACCCGUCACUACAUGUCGCUACUGGCAUCGUAGCUUGAACCCCCGCAAGCUAAUCGACAUCAAAUUCUCGCAUUUGUCGCGCAACAUGACGAUGCAACGUACUAUUAAGCUGUAUAAACUACCUGAUCAACCAAAAACGCCCGGUUUCCGUAAAUUAACGGCGAAAGAUGUCCCCAAGGCACACGCCUUGCUCACCAAAUAUCUCGCCCGCUACAAACUCCGACCGAUUUUCGACGAAGACGAGUUCGGGCAUUGGUUCUUGCCGCAAAACAACAUCAUCGAUAGUUUCGUCGUCGAAAGCAAGGAUGGCGAAAUUACGGAUUUGGUGAGUUAUUACUGCCUUCCGUCGACCGUGAUGCACCAUCCGACGCAUAAACAGCUAAAGGCCGCCUACUCCUUUUAUAAUGUCGCCACGUCAACGUCGCUGCUCGAUUUGAUCAAUGACGCACUGAUUUCCGCGAAAAAUUUGAACUUUGAUGUCUUUAAUGCCUUGGACCUCAUGGAGAACAAGACGUUCCUGAAGGAACUCAAGUUUGGCAUUGGCGACGGAAAUUUGCAAUAUUAUCUGUACAAUUGGCGAUGUCCGAACAUGGUACCGGAAGACAUUGGUCUGAUUUUGCUGUAAAAAGGAAAAAAAGCAAGCAGCGAACAACGAGCCUUCUUCAUUGCAUUACACAUUUCAACUUCAACUUAGUCGGGUGGUGUUCAGUCAUUUUGUUUAAAUUUAAGAUAAAUCACGUAUUGAUGUACGGAAAUUUGUAAUAGUCUUUUAAUUCACAAUAAAAGUGCUAAAAAUUGAAAUUUUCAUUUCUUUAA
This is a messenger RNA of Culicoides brevitarsis, 1557 nucleotides long. It is a transcript of the gene Nmt, whose product is annotated as glycylpeptide N-tetradecanoyltransferase. Gene Ontology annotation, molecular function: glycylpeptide N-tetradecanoyltransferase activity. Gene Ontology annotation, cellular component: cytoplasm. Bases 206 to 1366 code for a protein of 386 amino acids. The record is from RefSeq and is a predicted model, not a curated record. The transcript is spliced from 2 exons. NCBI's taxonomy places the organism in Eukaryota, Metazoa, Arthropoda, Insecta, Diptera, Ceratopogonidae. Gene Ontology annotation, biological process: N-terminal peptidyl-glycine N-myristoylation.